AUGAAGCUGCUUGUUUGUUGUCUUCUAGCCGUCACCUGUUGUGUUUUGGUGGAUGCAGUCAAGGAUGAGAGAUCACUGAAGCUGACUGAAGUACUAAAGGAAUUAAAAGCGCUAAACAAAAGUGUGGAGCACAACAGCGUGAUGUUGAACACUCCUUCACUGGAUAUGGAGGAGUGCUGUUCCCUAUAUGCCUUGGAGUGCUUCCGGGCGAUGGUACCUCAUCUCACGGCCAGAAACAAGCAACUUCAGCAUAAAUUUGCCAAAAGCCUCAGGAACCCACUGAUUUCGACAAGUCUGGACUCCUGCAGUCUAGAGGAGAGAGAGAAAACAGUCUGCCAAGGAUGUGAUUCCUAUCCAAAGGACAGCCAGAAAUGGGUACAACAGUUGGAAUCUCUACUUCAAAAGGCCAUCAGUAGACUGGCGUGA
This is a messenger RNA of Coregonus clupeaformis (lake whitefish), 426 nucleotides long. RefSeq names its product interleukin 21 (gene il21). The transcript has 6 exons. The coding region runs from base 1 to 426 and encodes 141 amino acids. Gene Ontology annotation, molecular function: cytokine receptor binding. Lineage: Eukaryota; Metazoa; Chordata; Actinopteri; Salmoniformes; Salmonidae. Gene Ontology annotation, biological process: immune response. The record is from RefSeq and is a predicted model, not a curated record. Gene Ontology annotation, cellular component: extracellular region.